UCAAAAUGGCAACCACCCUUAUGUGUUGUUGCGAUACUGUUAAAUAAAUUCAGUAAGUUAUCUGUUGUGACAGAGGUGAAGCGGCUUCGGACAUAUUGUGGAUGUGUGGACAAUACAUUUCAAGGGCAGUUUCGCUGAAAAUUCAUGUGUCAUCGACCAUAACGGACACUGGUGAAAUUGCGUAUCUCUUUCAACGAAACAUCUCAGAGUCGUAGUUAUGUCAGACUAAAGCCCAGACGUGGCGCCUCUGGCAAGGAAUUGUUGCGGGAUCAUGGAGAGCGACUGUCGGAUCCCGACGACAUGUUGUAGGCCCAGGAUUCUGGUCCUCCACGCACUUUUCUGGGGGCUUGUGUCUCUCAGGGUGUUUGGGGCUUCCAUCCUCUCAAAGGAUGAAAAACCACCAGUGACCAGGCCCAUCACUACUCCUUGUUGGCAGAUAGAAGAAUUUGUGGUGGCCACAGAGUGUUCCCAAUGCAAUGCAUUUCAGACGAAGACAUUGCCCGAGUGCAGUCUGACCGGAUACGUGGAGCGGAUCAAUUGUACCAAGACCAGCAAAGAAGUCCAUAAGAGCUGUCGUUCCACCCUUUUGGAGGAGCAUCUCUUCUGGAAGUUUGAAGGAGCCAUGUUGGGCCUCACUGUUCUCUUUGCUCUUGUGGUGGUUGCCAGGCAACGGUCUUUGGACCGCUUGGCGUCAGAGAAGGUCCGCCGGCAGAUAGAGUCCAUCUAGCACCUGGACAGGAGCCGUGGGGUCACAUCCUCCUGCCUUGGUCCAACAGGGGAACCCACUUUCCAGAGCCAUACUAUGCUGAAUAAUUCAAUGAGAUUGAGACACAAGAGGCCAAGCUCGCCCGCCCAAACAAGAAGCUGGCUUGUCUGACCUGAACUGACUCCGCUGUUCUGGCCACAGGCUCAUAUUGAGCAUGAUUUUGACUUGAAUGAUCUUUGAUUGCAUCAGAACUGAACUCGGGUCAGACCAGACAAAGAAACUCUCCAAUGGUCAGCAGCUUGUUAUUCACCGUCCAGGUUUCUGGACAUAUCAAGACAUAUCAAAACAAACAGCAAACCCCUUUGAUGUUUUAUGCAAUCUGUGCUCAACCGGUGGUUUGACCUCAUUAUUUAGAGAUGUUAUUGGUGCAGUGAGUUUGCAAAAACCAUGGGAAGGAGUUAACAUUGAGGACACUGAAGUUAAUUAAGGGGACUUUUAUUUACUCAUGAAUGUGAGCCACUGAGAUCAUUGUGAAAGAAAUGGACCUCUAACUACAAGCAACCAGUACCUUGGACUUUUCAAAGCACAGUAGGCAUAUUGGAAGUGCUCAGAGCGGAGACAGUAUUUUGGAUUAUGUGAACUGCCGGGGGUCUUAAAGAUCAUUUAAAAUUUUAAAAUACAAGUUAGGUUAAAACACUAUAAAGUGUAAUAAGUACGAAUAAGAGUCCUGCAAGACAUUUCAUGUGAAAAGUGUUGCUCACCUCUCCAGAUUAGCCUUAUUUUUAUUCUGGCAUCUUGUGUGUGUGUGAUUUUUGUAGUCUUGCGCUUGUAGUGUGAUUCAUCUUAAGUAGCAUACAUGUAGCCUUAAGGCAUGGUAGCAUUAGCUCCAACCUGACAUCACUUGUUUGUGGACUUGUGGAUGAUGGAUGGACGAUGUCUCUAAUAUUUAUGCUAUUUACGGUGAAUCUCUGUGCUGUUCUUAAACACCUUCACCAGAGUUUUGGACUAGGUGCGGCAACCACAAUCCUGAUUGAAAGGUAGACAGUAUUAUCGUCCUCAUUUGAUAAUUGUUUUGAUAUUCAUGAAUUGGAUUAUUUCUGCAUGCAGUUGACUCUGUGAUAAAAGUAGUCUUUUUCCCAUAAUACUUAAAAACGGUAUUUUUAAGCAUUCUGAAUAUCAUGGGGGCAUUUUAUUUUUAUUCUCUUGUACCAGCCUUAGGGUAGACUGUUUUAAUUAAUCUCUGUAAAUUAACUGACUUAAACGUUGUCAUCUUCUCGUCUGUAGCGGAGGUGACUUUGCCAGAGGGUGAAAUAACAUCCCGUAAAUGACAGUGGGGGGGAGGCGGGGGGGAUUCUGCCAGGCGCCAUGACUCAGAUCAUAGAACAUGACGACAAACCCAACAUCCAGGUGUAAUCAGCCUAAAAUAAGCCUUCAUAUUUCCGCACACAUGAGCUAACUCUUCAUGUCUUCUAAUAUUUAAAAAUUUUUGUGUGUAUCCUGGUAUUUGUUACGCACAGGGUUGUUGUUGUUUUUUUUGUUUUGAGAAAGGGUUGUCUUUGAUUUCAAAUUUCCUGUCACUUUACUUAAUGGGGCAAUGCAGUUCAAGCUUAGAGGUCCAACUACAACAGUUCCUAAUUUGCUAGUAAUGAUUGUGAGGGCUGAUGUCUCAAUUUGUUCCACAUUAAUUAACCUUGAAUUAUUUCUGAUCUGUAGACUGGGAGAGCAUGCAUGCAGGAAGGUUGAGCAUGCAUACGUGUGUGAGCAAGAGAGUGUGUGUGUGUGUGUGGUUGUGUGUGUGUGGGAGUGCAUCACUUUUAUUCCACCUGAAACUAUUGUUUUAUUCACAGCUAAGAAUAAGAAGGGAACUAGAUGACAUGGGAGGGUGUGUGUGUGUGUGUGUGUGUGUGAGGGAGGGAUGGAUGGAUGGAUGUGUGUGUGUGUGUGUGUGUGUUGGGGGGGGGGGGGGGGUAGAUGACAUGAUAUACUCCAAAACUGUAUUUGACUAACAAUUUUACUGAUUAAUUCCCCCACAUUACUGUAAAUACUGUAUUUUUAUCAGAUGUAACAUAUGUUUCCUAUUGCCUGCAGCAGACUGGCUCUAUGCUGUAAUAAAAGAAAAUGGGAAAACA
This is a messenger RNA of Alosa sapidissima (American shad), 2835 nucleotides long. It is a transcript of the gene jtb, whose product is annotated as jumping translocation breakpoint. The coding region runs from base 272 to 727 and encodes 151 amino acids. The transcript has 6 exons. The record is from RefSeq and is a predicted model, not a curated record. NCBI's taxonomy places the organism in Eukaryota, Metazoa, Chordata, Actinopteri, Clupeiformes, Clupeidae. Gene Ontology annotation, cellular component: membrane; cytoplasm; midbody. Gene Ontology annotation, biological process: mitotic cytokinesis.